Molecule: messenger RNA, 3437 nt
Organism: Vavraia culicis subsp. floridensis
Lineage: Eukaryota; Fungi; Microsporidia; Pleistophoridae
Exons: 1
Coding region: 1-2619 (872 amino acids)
Biological process (GO): mitotic spindle organization; microtubule-based movement
Molecular function (GO): microtubule motor activity; ATP binding; microtubule binding
Source: RefSeq, a predicted model, not a curated record
AUGUCAUCCCAAAACCUCCAGGUACACAUAAAAAUACGUUCAUCCCCAACCCCAUACCUCCUAUCAUCACCACCCACCAUAACAAUCAACGCCUAUAAAUUCACGUUCACCCACAUCCACACCGAUCCCGACAUAUCGGCACAUCUUCAACCAACCGUCAAUGCAUUCCUGAACGGCUAUAACACCAGCAUAGUAUGCUACGGUCAGACCGGUUCUGGCAAGACGUACACCAUGGGCCUAACGGCCGAUCAGAUUGAUGCGUGCACGGGCAUUGUGCCCGUGAGCAUGUGCACGGUGGUUGGGAAGGAGUGUGUGAGGAUGGCUAUGUUCGAAAUUUAUAAUGAGGAGGUGUAUGACCUACUUAAUGGGCGUGAACGCAUUAUUUUGAGGAAUAACCGAUCUGAGCUCGUUAUUAAUGCGCAUGAACGGGAAGUGCGCACGUAUGAGCAGUUUAGGAGCGUUGUUACAGAUGCGAUUGCACUUCGCAUUACGAAGUGUACGAGAAUGAAUGCAGGGAGCAGCCGAUCGCAUGCUGUGAUACGCGUGUGCACUGACAGGGCAUCGCUCGUGUUUGUUGACCUGGCGGGAUCCGAACGUACAAAACGCACGGGCGUGAGCAAUGACACGAUGAAAGAGGCGAUCAGCAUUAACACAGGACUGCUUGCCCUCGGCAACGUGAUCAAUGCGCUGUACAACAAAAAGAAGUUCGUGCCGUACCGCGACAGCAAGCUCACACGCAUUCUCAAGCCGAUCCUGAACGACAACACGAUCGUGCGUAUGAUCGCAUGCGUGAGUGACAGCUACCAGGAUGCGAACGAAACGAUGAACACGCUUGAGUACGCGAAUAGGGCAGGCUGUCUGAGAACGGUGGUGAAGAGGGAGCCCGUGGUUGGGAGGGAGCAAGGCGAAGUUAUACGGCUGAGAGAGGAAAUAGGCCGGCUGAGGAGAGAAAAUGAGUGGUUGAGGAAGGAGCUUAAGGACAAAACUGGGAGGGGAAUAUGCAGAUGUUACGAGAAGGAGCGUAGCACGGACGGUAAGACCAAGCGUGAAGAACAAUCAACCGCAUGCACUAAGGCCAGCAGCGCAGAGGUGGCAUGCAGUAACAAGGAAGAGAGUGCCACCGAUACGAUGAGCAGUACUAGCGCAUUAAACGAUAGAAGCGUUAAGACAGGCAUCAAUGCGGAUGUAUCGGUGAGCACACGCCACAGCCCGAUCGGACAAGGGGAUGAGAAUUUGAAAAACGGAGCGAUUGGUGGCAGAAAUGAUACGCUCCUCCUUACCGAUACGUGCAUGUACCCCAUGGCCAGCACACCGAUAAGAAAUAAGGUAACAAACACCGUUCUUACACCCGUAAGAAGAAACGAAGAUGCAAAAAACGUACAUACACCUACGCCCAUACGAAAGAUAAACUUUGAUCUGAGCAAGAACUUAACACUAGACGUGGGGCAGAGGAAGGUGCGUAGGAUCAUUAGUCAUGGUGGUAAGUCGUGCAUUGGAGAUGAAUCUGUUGAUGUAAUGGAUGGAACGAUACCUGUCAGACCGAUAGCUACGGAGGAUGUGGUACAUGGCAAAUCAUUCUCUAGCGAGGCAUUUGCUGAUAGACCGUUCCCCAGCAAACCAGAAGCACCCGCUGUGUCAAUCCCAGUCAAGCCUGUCCUCAACAAACCGCAUCCUCACGGAUUAAUCACCGAUAAACCCCCAUGUAACAAAAUCACUGCUAAGAGAACACGCCAAUGUAUCAGUACCACGGCCACAGAGCGUACACGUAUUACACCGCUAAAUGCGAAAAGAGUGCGAGCACUCAACGGUCUAAGACGUAUACGCGAGCUGGCAGUGCAUUCCUCAACAGUACUCUCAAUCACGUACCUUAACGACGGGCUGUACACGAUAAGCUCAGAUAACACGCUCAGACGCACCGUGGCAGGCAGGACGGUCACUCUCAAACGAUGCCUUUUUCUUUCGCUUCUUGCCCGUAAUGAACACUCUGAGGUGCUGUACAGCACCAACGAUGGGCUGUACUUCGUUGAUGGCCCGCUUAUCAGGCGGUACGAUACGGGCAUUACCAGUAUGUGCUACCAGGGCACGUACGUGGUAACGGGCCACAUCAAUGGACAGGUGUGUGUAUGCGAUGUGAGGAUGGGUGUGCUGUACGAGGGAGUAUGGCACAAGGGGUAUGUAAAUGCGGUGAGGAUGCAUGAUGGCGUGAUCUAUACGGGCAGUGUUGAUAGCACGGUGUGUUACGCUGAGAUGGUGCACGGUGCUGUGGACGAUAUAAGGGCCCAGUGCCUAUUGCCUGCGCAUAACAGCCCUGUUAAUCUCAUUCUCAUGCAUGAGGGAUUCCUGUUCAGUGCCUCAAAGGAGGGGAACAUCAGAAAAUGGAAGAACCACCAGCUGAUCAAGGAGUGCAAGGGUACACACUCCUCUUUUAUACGGGCAGGAGCGUCAAACGCGGAGUAUCUUUACACAGGCUGUAAGGACGGUGUUGUGAAGAGGUGGAGUGCUGAGAUGGAGGAGCGCGGCAAUGAAAGAGUGCCGUGCAGUGUGGUGUGCAUGGAUGGUACCGGUGAUGGUGUGGUGGUUGGUGGGAGUGAUGGGAAGGUGUAUUUUCUCGGUGAAUGACUGUUUAUGCACGGGUUGAACGUAUUUAUACCAAUGAUGCAUGAACAGUUUGUGCAUGUUGAUCUCGUACCUUUACCGUGUUAUACAGACGAGCCCUCCAAAUUAUCAUACCAAUGCACGAAGCCGUGCAUCUUUUCUGAACGCUUUUUGUCCGUGCUCAUGCUUUGUUUCCUUACUUCUAUCAAGCAAGCUUAUUUGUUCAUGCCAUACACCUGGUGCUACAGAUGUACUUCUCGGCAUGCUAUGCUUGACUGUGUUUACCGAUUCCUGGACGAGGUGCUCUUCCCUGGCAAAUCUGUAUUUAAUCACCGAGUGCACACGUUCAAUCGAUAAGCGCGUCAUUUAAAAUAGAUCAAAUAAACUGAUUUAAACGUAUUUCAUGCGUGCAUAAAGAAAUAUAAGUCGUACCUAACGAUUUGAGAGACUAAAAUCUAAAUUGUUGUUCUGGGCGUAGUAUUUUGAUUUGUUUGCAUUGGCACAGCUUACUCUAAGGAACUUGGAUGCAGGAUUUUCAUGCAGCGUACCUCUAUCGGUUCGAGCUGGUACUGUGCAUUUUUACAGUUUAAUUAAUUUGCGGGUAAUUGAAGAUCCUUGGACAGUGCCUGCAACGAAGAGUAUAAUAUAGUACUCAUGUCAUACAUAUGAGUACUUGCACCACCGCAUCUUCUAUCAAUGAAUGUAUUGCUGUAAAAUAAUACUCCUUCUGUUCAAUCAUUGCGUUCAUCACAAAAUACCUAACCGGUUCACGAACUGCAGGCACGUACAAAACCUGUCACUGUUCAUUUCUGUUAUUUUUGCGGAUGUCCAUUGCACUGCAA